CCAUCCGGCUCUAUAAAGGUAGCCACGAGUUGGCAUUGUUGGGAGAGUCCAUCUUGGAGGAAUUAAACGUUCGCAGUCUCUCGUGCGCUAAAGACCACACAUCCAAAAUGUCUGAUACUGAACAGCAAUACAUGGAGACCGCUGAGAACGGUCACGAAGCAGCUGAUGCUGAAGGCGCUGAGGCAAAAGAGGCACCCGAGGCCGAAGGCCAAAACGGCUCCGAAGGUGAUCAGAUCGAUGCCAGCAAAGGCGAUGAGGACGCAGGGUGCGUAGCUGAUAUUUCUUCCCCUUUAAAUGAAGGAAUGAAAAUGUUUGUUGGUGGCCUAAGUUGGGAUACAAGCAAAAAAGACUUGAAAGACUACUUUUCUAAAUUUGGUGAAGUAUCAGACUGCACAAUCAAAAUGGAUCAAAACACUGGGCGAUCAAGAGGAUUUGGAUUCAUUCUGUUUAAAGAUGCUGCCAGUGUUGACAAGGUAUUGGAGCAAAAAGAACACAGACUCGAUGGACGAUUAAUUGAUCCCAAGAAAGCAAUGGCAAUGAAAAAAGACCCAAUAAAGAAAAUAUUCGUUGGUGGACUCAACCCAGAAGCAGGAGAGGAUAAAAUACGGGAAUAUUUUGGAACAUAUGGAGAGAUAGAGGCAAUUGAAUUGCCAAUGGACCCUAAAACUAACAAGAGAAGAGGCUUUGUUUUCAUAACCUUUAAAGAAGAGGAGCCAGUGAAAAAAAUACUGGAAAAGAAAUACCACAAUGUUAGCGGUAGCAAGUGUGAAAUAAAAAUAGCACAACCUAAAGAAGUGUACCAGCAACAGUAUGGUGGUCGAGGUGGCUUUAGUGGUGGAAGAGGAGGCAGAGGUGGAAAAGCACAAGGCCAGAGUUGGAAUCCAGGAUAUAACAACUACUGGAACCAAGGAUAUGGCAGCCAGGGAUAUGGUGGUUAUGGACAGCAAGGUUAUGGUGGAGGCUAUGGAAACUAUGACUACACUGGAUAUGGAUAUUAUGGAUAUGGACCAGGCUAUGACUACAGUCAGGGCAGUGCAAGCUAUGGAAAAGCUCCCAGGCGCGGUGGCCAUCAGAAUAAUUACAAGCCAUAUUGAACAUUUUCUUAAUUCAGUGCACUGUUUCGAUGAGAUGUUUUCCCCAGAUGGAUAAUACCAGUGGAGCUCAGUGUCAUCCAGCCUCCGUUUACCUGACAAUUAGAAUGAAGAUUCAAUCCCUCCUAUGGGUGAUGCCGGUCUUAAGAAAACUCACAGACUUCUUGCCAGCUGCUGUAGAGCUCUCUUGGCUUCUAUGACUGGCAAGACAACCGGAGCGGGUAGAAAUAGAUCCAUUCUUUCUGGAUUUCUUGCUAUACCGGGAUUUUUUUCUGUUCUCCUUGUGAUGGCAGCGUUUAGCUAACGGCUUGCUUUCAGGUUUCUACGCGUUUCAGCUGUCAGCCUUUUUCAAGAUAUUCACAUUACUUACACAAAGAUAUAAAAUUACUGACGUAUAAGUUAAUUUUGUAUAAAACGCACUAUAAAUACUGACAAGAAGAGGAACAUACAUACAUGCUAAUAACUGUAUCCAAUAGGAAUCGUCAUAGUCUCAAUGGUACAUUACUUACUUUAUGAUUAAAUUGUUUUUAUUAGGUAAUGCAAAAUACAAUACAGGUACCAGUCAAACUCAAUACAUAUGUCAUUGUAAUGAAAAGCUUAACAUUAUCAUAUGGGAGAGUCCAAGUAGUUUCGAGGUAGCCAACUUAUUUAGCAAACUUAUUGUUCCAGCAGAUCCUACCAUCUUGGCCCGCCGUUAGGGGACAACUCGGUCCCUGGAACUCCCCAGUUCCUUAUAAUCCAACCUUAAUGCCCUCCUGGGAAUGGUUUUCAACAAUAGUGUAAGUAGAGGCAAUUUCUCUUCUGUAGUCUCCCAGGGGAAUAUAUACUUGUGAUUGAGCUGUUGACUGGUUAUGUGAGUAACUACCUGUUACUCGUCUUAAACUUAUUUUAUCUAACUAAUUAAGAAAACUACCAAACAAAUAGAAGGGAAAAGAGAAAAAAAAAGAAAAAUAGAACAGUCAUAAAUCAAGGGUUAACAUCAUGAUAGCAAAAACAGCUUAUCAGCACUUCAUCUCUCCUUCCCGCUCCCCACUGCUUCCAAUCUUUCAAAGGCACUAAAAAUAUGUGGAGCGGAAAUGUAUUUAUAUACCUAUUAAUACAGGCUACUUUCUAGUGUGGCUCCUCCGUCACCCCCCCCCCACCACCGUCUCUGGUCCUCCAUCUCCAACCGACACAUACCUCCCCCCGGCCCCCAGCAUCCAGUAAUACCAUGUUUUCUGGAAGGUGUCAGAUGUGCCCUGGGUGUAUGCAGCUAACUCAUACAUAGAAUACGUAUGUUCAAAUUUAGCCAUGAUCUCCCUCCACGCCGGUACCCCAGUUUUCCAGUAUUUGGCUAUAGUAACUCUGGUUAUAGUGCAUAAAAUCCUGAUGAAGGCAUUAAUGUGUUUGUUUAAGUUGGGUAACUGUUCGUGAAGGAGGGCCUGCGCCAAACUGAGAUGGAUACUCUCGUCUAGAAGAGCACUCAGCAAUUCAGAGAGGUUCCUCCAUAUAUGGUUAACCUGUGGGCAUUCCCACCACAUGUGUAGAUAGGUGCCUUCCUCCCUGCAUCCCCUGUAACAAAGUCUGGAUCCGCCUUUCACCAAAUGCGCUGUCCUAAGGGGAGUAAGGUACCAUCUAAAGGAGGUCUUAAUAAUGUUUUCUCUAAGGUCUGCACUCAAUAGGGAUCUACAGGAACCGUAAAACAGCUCCUCCCACUCCCCCUGUUCCUUUAUCACUCCUAGAUCUGUUUCCCAUUUUAAUACUAAAGGAGUCUUAGAGCUAGCUCUAUGCGCCUGCAGGUCAAGGUAGAUUAGUGAGAUUGCACGUUUGGGUCUGCUGGAGGCGGCACACAAUCUUUCUAAACUUGUAGUACUUCUAGUGGCCGUCUUGGAUAGAUAAUGACGUAUUGCUGAUGCUAUUUGUAAGUAUAAGAACCACUGGAGUGGUAUCGGGUCUAUUUUUUGGCUCAAUUGUGAGUAGGUUAUGGGGGCUCCAUUGCACACUAGGUCCGCCACUCUAUAGAGUCCCUUAUUCUCCCAUUUACCUACUAGUGGCCUAUGAUCAGGGUUUAACAGGUACUUUAAAGGGAUCUUCAUAGAGUUCUCCGGGAAGAUAUUGUCGGGUCCCACCGUUGAUUUCCAUUCCUGUCUAGACAAUCUAGUGAUUGAGGAAAGCUGUAGCAUUUCCCCUCUCUUUGCCCCCCUUUCCCAUAUAAUGUCCUCUGGAGAGUUAAGGUUCCCCAUCUCUGCCUCAAAGAUAGGCCACAAGAUGCUGUCAUCCCUCCUCCCGCAUAGAGAAAUCUGUGCAAGUCUGGCUGCCUUAUAGUAGUCCUGCAGGUUAGGUAGGCCAACCCCUCCCAGUUGUCUAUGUCUCGUGAGUAGUUGAGAGGAAAUCCUAGCCUGUUUCUUGUCUCUAAGGAAGUUGUGAAGGGCUUUUUGGAUAGAGUCUAGGUCAGGUUUAUUAACUUUUAUAGGUAAUACUCUAAAUAGAUACAGAAUCCUUGGUAGAAUGUUCAUUUUAAUGGAUGUCAGUCUCCCAUACCAUGAAAACUUAAGUGGUUGCCAUCUGUUAAGGUCUGACCUGAUUUUUUUAAACAUUGGAAGGUAAUUUAAUCUAUAAAGGUUAGAUGAGUGUGAUGUAAGAUUUAUUCCCAGGUACCUAAUACUUUGUUUGGACCAUCUGAGUUCAAAAUUAGUUUCGAUAUUUUUCAUUGUGUGUCUAGGGAGGUUAAGUGGAAGGGCUUCGCAUUUAUCCAAGUUAAUUUUAUAUCCCGAGAUAGAGGAAAACUCCUGGAUAACCUCAUAUAGCAAAGGAAGUGACAAGAGUGGUUUAGUAAUUGUCAACAAGAUGUCAUCCGCGAACAAAGUGAUUUUAUGGGUUAACCUCCCAAUCUGCAGACCCUCUAUUCCCGGGUUGUUCCUAAUGGAAGCGGCCAGGGGUUCUAUACACAACGCGAACAGCAGCGGCGAGAGGGGGCAGCCCUGCCUAGUGCCGUUUUGAAUUUGGAUAUCCACUGAUUGAUGUCCCACUGCCCUAACUCGCGCCGAUGGUCUAGAAUAAACAUUGCGAAUUGCUGUUAAAAAGGGCCCAUGUAUCCCUCUCUUUUCUAGCACUGUCCACAUGUACUUCCAGUCCACUCUGUCGAAUGCCUUCUCUGCGUCCAAAGAGAGGAGCAGAGAAGGCACUUCGUUUUCUGUCAAGUAGUCUAUCACCCCUGUCAUUCGUCGGACAUUAUCCGGGGCCUCCCUCCCCAUCACGAAGCCCACCUGGUCUGGGUGUACUAAUGUCGGGAGUAUUUGCUUAAGUCUAUUAGCUAGUACCUUCGUCACAAUUUUGAUGUCCUGGUUUAUUAAAGAGAUUGGUCUAUAGUUAUUACAAAAUUUCGGAUUUUUCCCUGGUUUUGGCAGUACGACAAUUUUAGCUUGUAGUAGCUCUGCUGGUAUCUCAUGGCCCUCCAUGAUAUGAUUAGCGAAUUUAAUAAUGUGUGGGAGUAGCUCUGCUUUAAACAGUUUGUAAUAUUCACCAGGGAACCCAUCUGGUCCCGGUGCCUUCCCUGACUUGAGGUCUCUAAGGACCCCUAAAAUUUCCUCCCGUGUGACUUUAGCAUUAAGCAUGUUAUGAUCUUCCUCUGAAAUAACCCCCAAGUUUACACCAUCUAGGAAGUCGGUUUGCUUUUGUUGUGUAUUAUUGUUGUAAUCUACCUUUCUACCGUCGUAGAGAUCCCUAUAAUAGUGUGCGAAUGUAUCCACUAUCUCUUGUGGGUGUGAGGUUAAAUGACCCGACGUGUCUUGCAAAAUUGGGAUUGAUGAUAUUUGGUGGGUAUCCCUAAUUUUUUUGGCUAAAAAUUUGUCUGGUUUGUUAGCAUAAAGAAAGUAGGCUGAUUUCAACCUAUGUGCUGCUUUAAUGGAGUGUUCAUUUAAAUAUUUUGCCAGAGACUGUUUUUUUAGUUGUAGUGAUUGGAGUGUAGUGGCCGAGUAAGUCUUUUUGUGGGAGCGUUCUAAUUCCUCUAUCUCGGAAUACAAUAGGGAAAUAUGGGUUUUAGUUUUCCUCGCUAGUAUGGCUUUUUCUUUGAUGAGAAGCCCCCGGAUCACUGAUUUAUGCGCUGCCCAAACAUUGAUAGGAUUAGAGGUUGAGUCUAAGUUAAUAUUCCAAUAUUCCUCCAAUGCUCUUAAUAUGUUCUUUUUAAUCUGGGGACUUUUAGUGCAUGAUGGGUCAAAAGUCCAAGACUUCGCCCUAUUUGGGUCUCUCAAGUCCCCCAACUGAACCUGGGUGACAGAGUGGUCCGACCAUACACACGUGUGUAUGUUUGCUGCUCUAAGAACCGGUUGUAGUAUUUGGCUUAUGAAAAUGUAAUCCAGCUUGGUGUAAGUCUUAUGAGCUGCUGAGUAAUAUGUUGUGUCUGUGGUUAAACCAUGCAACGUCCUCCACGAAUCAAUUAGAGAAUGGGGGCCCAGGGAGUCCAUAAUGGAUUUGGCCAUAUAUCUAAGUCUCCCACUUUUUUUGGAAAUCAUGGUAGGGCCAUGUACUAAUCUUUGAAUAUCCAGGUUAAAGUCACCUGCUAAUAUGAUCCGCAUUUUAGACCAUCCGGUCAACAAGUGUGAAAUGUCUCUGAAAAAGACAUUCUGUUUCUCAUUCGGAGCAUAGAUAUUGCACAGCACCACAUCCACUCCCUGUAUCUGGCCCUGUACCAGUAUGUACCUACCCUCCUUAUCCGCUAUCGUUUCCCCAUGUACAAAUAAAAGUGAGUGGUGAAUCAAGAUGGAAACCCCUCGUUUCUUUGUGUUUGAUGUGGCAUGAUAAUGUUGAGUGUAGUCUCUCGACCAAUAUUUGGGGACAGAGGAUUUAACAAAAUGGGUCUCUUGUAAAUACACUAUGUUGGCGUGUAAGUUCCUGUAUUGUGUGAGAGCUGUACGUCUCUUAAUGUCCGAGUGCAGGCCUCUUACAUUGUGUGAUACUAAAUUAAUAUUGGGAAGAGUCAUCUUGUGGUGUGUCGGGAUUGGUCUAUGUUAUUGUCAUAAAUAAAAACCGCACUUACCUGCAGUCUCAGGAAAGCCCCUGGAGGAGGAGCAACGGAAGAGCCACAAAAAACUACGUUAUCUGUGAUAGUGCAUGAUUUGAGAUGAGCAUAACCCCUUGUUUCAUACUUAAACUUAACAACUUUAAACAUCAGAAUAAACAUAAACUUAAACCAGAACGUAUAGAUGUUUCUGUACCUUAAUUUCAUCCCCUCCCAGAGAGAGAGUGUAAGGGAGUAAAGGAAUGGCUCAAGGAAUACUGGGAAGACAAGAGACAGAAAAGAGUAAAGAGGAAAAAGGAAAGAAGAGGAGAGGUGAAGUGUGCAGUCAGUAGGACUAAAUGACAGCCCUAUUGCAACAAAUGGCAUUAAGCAUAUUUUAACAAGUACAUAAUAGCUAUACAUUAUCCACAACUAACUUUCUCAGUAAUUUCGCCCUUUACCUAUUACCAAAGGGCAGGGAAACGGUAAGAACCUUAUAUAAAAAAAAAAGGAUAUAGGAAACCUCAGUUCGUGAGCAUGUCCAACUCCCCAAUGAGGAAUUGAAAAGACACUAGUCCUUCCAAAAGAUUCCCUCAGUGGGAAGCCCUGCUUUGUGAGGGUCAGCAUUUCAAGGAUAAGUCCAGUGUUCUCUGUGCAACUGAAAUUGUGAGCAUCAGGAUUUAGAUUUCUUGCCCCCCUUAGGGAUCUUUGUCCAUUUGCUCUUGAGAGGGGAGCCCCUAGGUUCCAUAGGGACUAAUGAACUGGUUGGAGGAUUAAUGUUGGAGACAUCAGGUAUAUCCAAGCCUAGUUGUUUGCACCCUGAGGGCACUUCCUCAAGCGAUUUGAUGCUGAUGGAUCUGCCUUCUUUCAUCACUAUCAAGGCGAAUGGGAAUCCCCAUCUAUAUGGUAUUUGAUUUUUCCUGAGGAGGGUUGUGAGUGGUCUUAGUGUAUUGCGGCGUUGAAGAGUGCGUAUACAAAGGUCCUGAUAGAACUGUAUCACGUUCCCCUGGAAUUUAAAAGUAGGAUUUUGGCGUGCUGCCUGUAGAAUUCUUUCUUUCUCAGGGAAACGUAAAAAUUUGAUAAUAAUAUCUCUGGGCGGUAAGUCAUCUUUAGGUUUAGCUCUAAGGGCUCUGUGAGCUCUCUCUAUCUGAAAGGAGUCAUCUGUGUUGUCUCCUGUGAUUGCACGGAACAGUUGUAGGAGGUAAGAGUUUAAGUCCUUAUUCAGGAUUGAUUCCGGGAUUCCCUUAAGACGUAGAUUGCAUCUCCUCGACCUGUUCUCCAGGUCCUCCAUUUUUUCCUGAAGUUCCUGAAUUUCUUGCUGUUGGGAGUUAUAAGAUUUUGAGAGAGUGGAAAUAUCCUCAGAUAAUUCUUCUUGAUUAGUUUCAAGGGUGUCCACCCUGUUGCCAAUUUCAGUGAUGUCAUCUUUUAUUUCUUUUAAACUUGCAGUUACUGAAGAAUGGAGUUUAUCUAUUUUGCUCCACAAUUUUUCAAAAUUUGUGUCAAUGUCUUUCUUGGAGACCAAUGUUUGCAAGUCUGCUUUUGUGACAGGGAUUUGCUCUGCAGGAGUUGAAUCAGAAGACCCUUCAAAUCCCUCCUCCUCUGUCUCCGAUUCCAUGACUUCAGGAAUCUUGUUUGCCCUUGAUGUUUUAAAAAAAGUGUCCACAGGUGUUGUCUUAGGGGGUCUAUCUAUUUUAUUUGGUUUUCUGGCCGACAUGGUAUAUCCGUGUUUUUAUUUGCUCUCUUUUUUUUAUUCUGUGUGUUCCACCAGGUGUAAUAGGAAAGGAGGGAAGGGGGGGAGUGAUUCUAAAUACUGGUAAAUAACAGGAAUAUUGCAGUGUCUAAUUAUCUUCCUUGCGGUUAAGAGAAGAGAAAAGAAAAAUAUUUGUUGCUCAGGAUAGUAGCACAAUUCUCCACCCCCACUUCCUAUUGCUUUUGUGAAUUAAAACCUGGUUGGGUUUUUAAUCUUGCGGCCUGUGUUGAGACUCCUCCAAAAUGACCCCUCUCUGUUUUACACUGACAGUAAUAUGUUAAGUGAUUCCCUUACUUCACAUUGUAUGCCAGUUAUAUGAGCUUACCGCGCCAAAUUGACCUUUGCUACGCACCUUUAUUUUAGCUGCGUCUCUGGUUAAACUUUAGCCGCCAUUGCAUAACCCCUGCAUGGUUCUGAUAGUCCCUUUUACUUACAGAUACCUGUCAGCAUGUUUUCGCCCGGCCUGUUCAGUAAGUCUAAUGAGGCAAGUAGCGCCUCUGAUUUCCGACAGCUCAGUGAGAUGAUGCGGAGUUCUUCCCCCACGUGUCAAUGGCGGAUCAAAAAGUCCCGUGCACUUUUCACAUCCUCCCUCAGCCGGGUAGGAGCCUCUGGACUGCUGUUUCGUGCCGAAGGUGCACCGUUAAUAUUUCUGAGUGCCUGAGGUGUUUUGUCUGCUCCGAUGUCUCUAUGUACCCUGCGGGUUGUGUCACCGUUACCCGGCUGAUGUCUCUCAGGCUGAGUCUAAUCCGCACUCCUUGUUGUUAUCCGGGCAAACUAAAGCAUGGAUUAGCUUUUAGAUGGUCUCUCCUUGCCCAAAUGAUUCUUUUUUCACAUUGUAGUAUGCUAUAAUGCUCAUGUAUAUAUCCUGACUGCACGGAGCUCUUCACCUAAGCCUCCAUCUUAGAGCUCGGUCAGGCCACGCCCCCUACAUUACUUACUUUAAAGGGACAGUAUACACCAAUUUUCAUAUAACUGCAUGUAAUAGACAAUACUAUAAAGAAUAUUAUGCACAGAUACUGAUAUAAAAAUCAAGUUUUUAAAACCUUUUAAAGGCUCCCAAUUUAGCACCGUUGAAAAGGUUAAGGCAGAGACACCAACUGAAAUGGGCUGGACCACCCACUACAUAUGAAAAUACUUUUUAUAUAAACAGGAGCAAGCUGGAAUAGGUAGACAAAAGUCUACUUCUAAAACUUUGGGGCUUGAUUAGGAGUCUUAAAAACAAUGUUAUUUAAAAAUAAGCAAAACUAUAAUAUUUUUUUACAAAAAAAAAACCCUAUAUGUGCUAUAUAAAUGGAUCAUCUACAAAACAUUUAUGCAAAGAAAAAUCUAGUGUAUAAUGUCCCUUUAACUAAAGAGGAAAAGGACUUAUUUCAGAUAAUUUAAAAUUCCACAGUAAGGUCAGUUGAAUACUUGGUUGCACUGGGAGAGGUUUUAGCAGCAGAAAUGAAAUAGCAUGGUUCUUAUGCCACUUUACACCUCACUAGUUAGGCUUGAUCUGGAAUAUUGUGUACAGUUCUGGAGACCAUAUCUCUAGAAGGGUAUAAAUAAGUUAGAAACUGUCCAAAUAAGGGCUAAUGAAAUGUUCAAUGGUCUAAAAUAUAAAAAGACUCUGUGAUCAAAUAGGUUUAGUUUAGAGGAGAGAAUGUAAAGAGGUAACAUGCUAGAAACCGUUAACUAUAUGAAGGGACUUAAAGGGACAGUACACUGUAAAAUUGUUAUUCCUUAAUGUGUUUCCAAUUACUUUUUGUGAAUAUUUAAUAGCUGUUUUUGUGUUUUAAAGCCGCAACCUAAUAACAUGGGUUGAGCUUGUAGGUAUAAUCAUUCUCAUUACUUUAUCACAUUGUGUACAUAUACAUGCAUCCUUAUGUUAUAUCUGUCUGUAAUCCGAAAACCGAUACUUCAAGAGAACAAUGGAAAAUUAACAUUUUAUUACCUUAUCUCUUCUAUACCCCACUGGGAGUUUUAUUUCUUCUGCUGGCUGUGUUUACACAGCUUAGCUAUAGCUUGGACCUAAGACCAGAAACUUUCAGAGUAGGUGGAAUACCACAGACUAAAUCAACUAUUUAAAAUGCCAAUAUAAGGGUCAAGGAAAUAGUUGUAAACAAUUGAAUACACUCCAGCAGGUGGAUCAUUGGUAACAAAUUAAAGGGGAGAACAUUUUUGAGUAAACUGUCCCUUUAAGUUCAAUCUUAGAGGGUGGCAGAUUCAGAAGACAUGUGAGGACACUUAUUUUAUUUAAAGAAAGGGUGGUUGAUUCAUGGAAUAAAUUUACAAUACAGGUGGCAAACACAGGGACUGUAAACUAAUUAAAAAAAUGCCUGGGACAUGCAUAAGACUAUCCUAAGAAAAGAGUAACGGGUAGACUUGAUGGUCCUUUUGGUUAUUAUCUACUGUAAAAAUCAGGUAAUUGUAUUGUCUUCGUCUGGAAAUUGUAGUUUUUCCUAGUAUAGAAUCUUUGGUAAUGUCCCUGUGAAAUCCCUGCUAGCCUGUCCGUUUGCCUCCAUUCUUUCAGUCGAUAUAGACACUUUGAUAUAUAAUAACAUUCAACUGUUAUAAGUGUUUUACUAUUGAAAAUAAGGGAAGAUAUGUAUUGAAUGGUAAAAACUAACAGCUCGGCUACAACAUCAGACAGAGGUAAUGGCUACCAUGUCUUCAAAGCAAGCUUCCUCUAAUGGUUUAAAGAAAAAAAGGCUUACAGGACCAUAGGUAAGUCCCAUGGAGAAACUACUUGCAUAAGCGACUUAUUGAAUAAAACUGGUGUAUGAUGGCUUUCAAA
This is a messenger RNA of Bombina bombina (fire-bellied toad), 10592 nucleotides long. RefSeq names its product heterogeneous nuclear ribonucleoprotein A/B (gene HNRNPAB). Gene Ontology annotation, biological process: regulation of gene expression. Bases 108 to 1094 code for a protein of 328 amino acids. Gene Ontology annotation, cellular component: nucleoplasm. The transcript has 9 exons. Lineage: Eukaryota; Metazoa; Chordata; Amphibia; Anura; Bombinatoridae. The record is from RefSeq and is a predicted model, not a curated record. Gene Ontology annotation, molecular function: RNA binding.